This is a messenger RNA of Mycena citricolor, 2245 nucleotides long. NCBI's taxonomy places the organism in Eukaryota, Fungi, Basidiomycota, Agaricomycetes, Agaricales, Mycenaceae. The record is from the annotation of a GenBank genome assembly.
GAACAGAAACUGGAUAUAAACCUCAUCGAGUGGGGCAUGGUCAGCUCUGUUCGUAAAGAAUCACAGCACACAUAAGGCCCAUGUUCACAACCUUGUCUUGUAUUCCCUCCUCAUUGAUUGUUGAUGCUCAAAGAAUCAAGAUCGAUGGACCGCGACAGGUCUGCGGUCCGCGCAUUAUCAAUAUCGAGCCUCGGGGACACUUAAAAGUGCCGAGGCCUUGGAUAAAUCUCGACUUUAAUCAUGACAAUCUGGAUACAAGUGUGCCAUCUGAUCCGCAAUCACAAGCCCCAAAUCCGCAUCAUUUCCUCCGUCGAGUUUUUCGAUCCGCCUGGCGUCUGGAUGAACCACGAAGUCCGAGUCCACACCAUUCCGCAGCGGCCCACCAAUGCACGCUGUCCGAACGACCCUGGCCCAGCGAUAUCCGGAGAUAAUCAAGCGCCAAAGAAGACCGAGCCACCAUGUGCUCACCCUUGUGGUCGCCAGGCCACCAGCAGGCCCCCGCGCAUGGUCCCCGAAGUCCCAAACAUGCUAUCUUCCUCAAUCGACCAUGUUCCGCCGUGCGAAUCUCCGUGACCCACGCGGUGCCCCCCUGCCCCACCUGUUAGAAAAGCGCGGCGCGUCGACUCGUCGCCGUCUGCAAGAUGAAGAUGAUCGCCCUGCUCCCCCCGCUGCUGCUGGCCCUCGCCACGUCGGUCGUCGCGACGGCGAACCCCGCCGCCCCGCUGAAGCACAAGUUCGUGUCGAAGAUCAACCCCGAGGUGACGCUGCGCGUGGUGAACAACUCGGGCAUCUGCGAGACGACGCCCGGCGUGAACCAGAUUUCGGGGUAUGUCGAUAUUGGGACGGGCAUGUCGGUGUGGUUCUGGUUCUUUGAGGCGCGUACCGCACCCGCGACGGCGCCUUUCACGCUGUGGAUCAACGGCGGUCCUGGAUGUGCGUCUGAGAUCGGCUUGUUCCAAGAGAACGGCCCGUGCACGGCCAACUCGAACGGACGCAGCACGACAGUGAACCCGUACAGCUGGAACACCGUCAGCAACAUGAUCUACAUUGACCAGCCGAUCGGCACUGGCUUUUCGCACGGCACGGACACGGUGGUUUCGACCCAGACUGCAGCAGAACAGUUCUGGCAAACUUUCCAGAUCCUCUUCGAGAGCGGACAGUUCUCGAAGUACGCGAGUCGGGAGUUCAUCUUCGCAACUGAGUCCUAUGGCGGACACUACGGCCCCGCGUUCGUCUCGUACUUCAACUCGCAGAACGCAGCAAUCUCCGCUGGCACCGUCACUGGCAUUCCCAUCGUCGUCAGCGCGCUCAUGAUCAACAACGGAUGGAUCGACCCGCUCAUCCAGAACCUCGCAUAUGUGUCCUUCGCUGCCAAUGCACCUGGCUACGGAGCACUGGCCUCGCGCUCCACGAUCACGCAGAUGAACAACACCUACUACCAGAGUGGAGGAUGUCUUGCGCAGCAGACCAACUGCUACAACGCCGGCACCGGCACCUCGUCGAACCGGAUCUGCAUCAAUGCCGACAACUUCUGCGGCUCGAUGUUCUCUGACGCGGUCGGGAACCGGGACCCGUACGACCUCCGCCAGGACUCGAGCGAGGCUUUCCCGCCCGAGUACUACGUCAACUAUCUCCAGCAGCGCAGUGUCCAGACCGCUAUCGGGGCUGAAGUGACUUACCAGGAGUGCCCGAAUGCACCGUACCAGAAGUUUGCGACCACCGGAGAUGACGCACGGACCUGGCUGCCGCAGCUCGGCCAGCUGGCCAACUCGACGAUGAAGAUCUUGAUCUGGGCCGGCGAUGCUGAUAUCAUCUGCAACUGGGUCGGCAACCACGAUGCGGUCCUCGCGAUGAACUGGUACGGCAAGGCCAAGUUCGCCGCGCAGACGUUCACGAACAUGACCCUGAACGGCACCCCCAUCGCUGCCAUCAAAAACGUCGACAACUUUUCCUUUGCUCGGGUAUAUGGUGCUGGACACGAAGUCGCUGCGUUCCAGCCCGCCGCGUCGCUCGAGCUCUUCAAGCAGGUCAUCGCGAAGCAGCCCCUGCAUUCCGUUUAGAUAUUCAUGUAGUUUGUUCUUGGUUACGUCGGGGUCUUGUAUUCUUUCAUGGUCAAUCAACCGGUGAAUGCCCGAGCGUGGAAAAUAUGCGCUGCGCAGCUCCCAGAAACUGGCCCAUGCUAAACAUGAAUGAUGAGUUCUGGAUUUCCCUUCCAUUCAUGGGUUCAGGGCUGCUUGCGGCCGCA